Messenger RNA from Lymnaea stagnalis (great pond snail), 15483 nucleotides. Lineage: Eukaryota; Metazoa; Mollusca; Gastropoda; Lymnaeidae. The record is from the annotation of a GenBank genome assembly.
CUUAUGAAUACUGACGUUUUUGCAGAUUUACCUCUGAAAUUUGCAGUGUUUAUCCGUGACUGUCGUGACUGCGACUGAAUAUUCGUGAUGAGUUCUCACUUGAAUCUUGAGCUGUUAUGUUUACAUGAUUCUAAAUGUGCGCCGCUGACUUUUGAAAAAGAGUGAGUCGUAGCCCUUUGUAAUAAUGAUGUGAAUGUGGGUUAGACUAAUACUAAUAGUAUAAGUAUAGUAAUAAUAGGGCCUACUAUUACUAUUACUGUAGACUAGACUGUAUACUGUAGAUAGGGUCACUAUAGACAUAGUAGUAGUAGUAGAUUAUAGAAUAGCAAAUUAAAUUUAUUUUAUUUUUAUAGAUAAUAGACCAUGACGUAUAGACUGUAUGACGUAUGAAACCAUGAAUUUAAGAUUAAUAAAUUAAAUGAGUGUUAAUUUAAUGAUUAUUCAACCACCUCACUCAUAAAAUAAACUUAACUUUAAAUUAACUUAGUACUUAGCUUUAUGCUAUUGAUUAGAAUUAGACUGAUUAGUAAUUCAACUAAUUAGUAAUUAGUGUAACUGGUAACUUAUCAGAUCUCAUGACAUGUCACAUGGUAAAUAAAAAUGGAAGGCUGCUAGGAAUGUUUUGAGUAAUAAAAUUUAUGUUUAUGAUACUCCUCAUAUUAUAGUAUAUAGGGCCUACCACCUACAGCCUACUUAUUUAUACUUAUUGAGACAUAGUCCCAUUCAAUCAUAAUCAUUGCUCAUAAUUAUGAGUAUGAGCAUAAUCAUACUACUAAUACUAAUACUAGUUAGUCUAACAGGAGGAAAAAGGCCUAAACAGUUAGUUAUAUUUGAUUUAUAUGGCUAUACUAUAUGGCACAAAUAAAAUUAAGGCUAAAAAUUAAAAGUUUUUCUGUGACUUUAUUUCCUUUGAUAUUUUACUUUUACCUAGCAAAACUUAUGAAUUUUUUUCCACAACUUUUCCCAGCUGCCCAGCUCAUCUGACUUCAGCUCUGCAGCAGGAUUACUAUUUAAGAUUAUAAAAAUAAGCCAUUGAUAAAUUGUACUAACUACGGCAGUAGGCCUAAGUGGCGCCUAAGCCCAAGGGGCCUAUAGUUACAUUAAACAUAUUGAAUAUUUAAAAUAUUGAAAAGUUAUUAUAAAAUUAGGUAAAUUUUGAUUACGAUUGCCACUAUUUUCUCAAUGGCCGCCAUCUUGGUCAACAUGUCACGAGAAGUCAUCUAUCCCUAUGCCUAACCUGAACCCUAAAUUGAUCCCUAUGCCUAACCUGAAACCCUAAAUCGAUCUCUAUGCCUAACCUGAACCCUAAAUCGAUCCCUAAAAAAAUAAUUUAGUAAAAAUAAAGGGAAUUCACUCAUUGGAAAAUAAGUCGUGUCAAUCAUAACUAGGAUUAGCCUAAAAUUAUAUUAAUAUAAAGACAGUUUUGGGAAUGUGAAGGGAGGGGGGGCUUGUAAAUGCUACUGUUUUAAGAAUUAUGAUUGAUGUCAAUAUAGGUACUUUGACACAAAAUUUAAAUAUUGUCUGAUUGCCAUGAAUGAUACAUCAUUUUAAAGGGCUAGUUGUAAGCUUUACAACAACACCAAUUUCAUCUUUCUAUCUUUUAUAGAAGUGGAGUUAUGAUUUUUUUAGUCAAAUUUUUUUGCCCCUUAUAUAAUCUAUAUAUUUUACCCCCAAAACGUGUGACCCAAAUUUCACAUUUCUGCAUAAUUUUGCCCACAACAUUUUUAUUUUUAAAGAUAAUUGCACCAAAUUUUCAGGUGACAUUCCUAAUCUAAUAACCAACACAAUGAACAAUAUAAAUUUUACAUUACAUCAAGACUUUUUAUUUUGGAUAAUUUUAUUCCAGGUAUGUUGAGAAAAUCAUGUGUCAAAAAAUUUGGAAAAAUUAUUAAUUGUAAAGGCAAAAACAAAAGAAAUUACAUGUUGAUUGUAUUUAAACUAAAUUUAUGAUUCAGUUAUAUUGUAAAUAAAUUCUUAUCUUUAUAAAAGGUAAGUAGAAGUCUUUUUUACUACAAAAUUAAAUGCAUGAAAUUAUAAAAACUAUUCAAAUCAACCACCACGACACUAAUAUAUGAGCAUACAGGUAUGUGAUUAAAUUUUAAAAGGGAAUGGGGCUGUUCUGCCUAUUAUUUUCUAUGUAGACUCCUUUAAUGUAAAGUUUACAGACUUCUUGGUCUUGUUGAUGAAUCACAAAAUUUCUCCUUCAUAAACUUUGUCUUGAGACUUCUUCUUCUUAUAUUUGAGGGGCCCACGAUCAAUUUGUUGAUCAUUAUGGCUCCUGGUUUUAAUUCAGAGUUUGCCUUCUCUUAGAUGGGUUGCCGUCCAAGGCUAACGAGUCCCAUCCACCCGGGGUGCUGGGGAUGUUGGCUUUAAUGGGGAUUGAACUCCGGACCACUGGCGCCACUGCUAUUUGGUUUGAGACAGUUUAGACCGCUCGGCCACCCAGCACCCAUCUUAGCCAUCCUCGUCCAUAUAUGCCUUACUGUUGAUGGAAGUGGAAUAAAUUCCACAAAAAUCUUCUCUUCAACUUCAAUCGAAAAUUAAAAAUUUUCCCUUGUACCUGAAAGACGACUAAAAAUAACAUCUAAUCAUAAUCCUCAAUAUUCACAAUUUCUUGUUUCUUUUUAAUAAUAUUCAUUUUAUGUGGUGAUUAAAACUCAUUUCUUUUUUUUUAAUAUUAAAUUUAUUGUAAUUUGAUAUAUUAAAUAAUUGUUUAUGUAAACUGCUUUUCUAUGUCCUAAUUCUAAUUAAAAAAAAUUAUUUCUAUGAUGAUGAUGUAGUAUCAGAAUGCUAUAUUAACUUAACAAUAAUUUAAAAUUCAUAAUUAAAUUUAAAAAUUACUAACUUUAAUUAAAUUAGGCUUGCAACUGCAAAUGUGUUUUAAAUAUUAGUAUUUAUUAGCCUAAAUUUAGAUACUAGGCCUAAAUAGACUUAAUAGGAUUACCGAUAAAAUAGCAGUUAUUGUAUGCCUAAUUUUUGCAAUAUUCUCCCAUAUGAAUAGUAAUUUAUAAGAGAAUAACAAUUAUUAUUAUUAUUACUAUUAUUUAACAAUUAAUUAUUCAUUUAAUAAUGAAGAACGGUGGUAGAACUAGAACGGAUAAAUUUGGUACCCGGUGAACAAAACUAUUUAAAUUUAACUGUAAUUAUGUAAUUUAUAAACUAAAAAGCAAUCCAUAGACCCAAAACUUUUCAAGUUUGGUUAAAAUCUUUCCUUAUUUAUAUUUUUUUAAAAAGUAUUCAUUUAAAACGUAUUAGAAUUAUUCAGAUGAUUAGGGAUUAAACAAAAAAGGAUCACUGCAUAAUUGACAGUAAUAAUAGCAAUAUCCGGUAACUCGAUCGCAUAAAAUUAACUUUCGAUUCAGCGACAUUUUCAUACCCCCACCUACACUUUAGGGGGAGGCAUAACUUUUCAAGGAGAACGCCGAUUUUAAUCAUUUAAAUAUGUUAAUACUCACGAAUGAAUGUAGUUUCUAAAGCGCUAAACAUCUUUCUAAAUCCAUAAAUAACAAAAAAGUAUUAUGUGAUAAACUUACCGAAUGGUUACGAUGUUCCUGUCCGUGACACAAAAAAAAACAAAAAAACCUCGUAUUAUAAAUCAAUAUAUCACCGGAACGCAAAAACUGAUACGUCACUGAUGAGGAAAGCAUUAUUUAAUAAACAAAGGUGACAGUAGUAUGCAAUUUUCCAAAGAUACCGUGUGGCCGUACACCAUAUUGUAGAACAUGUUUUUUCGACAUUUUAGGACAUGCGCAGAACGGUGCGUGAACAAGUAUUGUUAUCCCUAGUCAAUAUCAAUAAGUCUUACUUACACUUACACAUCAUUAUCAUAUCUAUCUAAUUGGUUACUCAUUUGAUAACAUUUAAGAGCCUUAAAUAAAUUUAAAAAGAUUGGGAACCACUGGGAUAAAUAAAAUAUGAUUUUAGUUUAAUUGGGAUCUAAGAAUUGUGUGUUAUCCCACCACCAAUUUUUCAACCCAAAUUUUGUAAAAGAACCUGAACUUUAGACUAGAUGUUGGUGUUAAAUAUACAAUAUUGUCAAGUUCUGUAAUUUAUUGGUUGCAUUAAAAGCUUAAUUACUAGGAAACAACCUGAAAUUGCUUUGGACAUUUGCCCUUGAAAAUAUUAUUUUUUUUCCCCCAAGUGUUUGCAGCUUCAAAUAAAAUCAGCCUCUGCAAAUACUAAUCAUGCAGCAUGCAAAUAUUUGAAGAUCUAUAUUUUAAAGUUAUUCAAUAAACUUGCUUAUAAAAAUGGGUGGUUGAAUGUCUGUGAUAUCUAAAUCGUGUCAAUUUCAAACUAAUGUUAAUGGAUGGAUUUCAAGCUUCAGCAAAACCCAGACAAGUGAAAAAAAACAACAGAAAAAGCAGCAUCUCAGAGUUUUAGCCAACUGACGUAGGAUAGACUGAUAGAAAGAUUAUGUUCAUCAUGAAUAAUGUGUAUAUUAAAAAAUAAAAACAGUUCUCCGCUCCGUACCUGGAUUGGGAAAAUGGUAUUCCAAUGUACUUAAAUUUGUUGGUACAUGGUGGAAAAGGUCUACCUGGUUGAUCCCUAUUAUUUGCUUAACCCAUUUCUAAAAAUAGUUUUUCCUGUUUAAUGAGGUUAAUUUUUAAAAAUUAUGUUUUAUUACUCAUUGGUAUUCUAUACUAUAGGAAUCAAUGCUUUUAUUUAUUAAAUGAUGUAAUCAUUUGCAGAUUUCAACCAGAUAAUGCGGAAAGUAAAUUCACAUGUAGCAUCCCAAAAGGCUCAAAAGUUGACCAGCUGGUCAUUUUCACACAAGGACAUUGGGAAGAUACCACAAAUAUCAGCAUUGAUAUUUUAGUUAACAGUGGAAAAAAUGGUCACAGACUCUGCACUUUGACUAAUUCCCAAAGGUAAUUAAUGUAGAAAUAAAUUUGAAAUAGUUUAAUAAUUACCUCAGGAUCUUAAUAUAUCCCUUAACUUGAAAAGUAUUUCCUGAUUUGGAGGUAGAGGGUUAUAAGACCAAUGUAAGUGACUUAGUUUUGAAGGGAGUUUUAGUUUUUAAACUUUUUUGUUUGAAGGUAAAUAAAUUUAGCUACAAUUUUUUAUCAGGAGCGUUGUUUAUUGUAUUUGUAGUUCGGCAUUUCUAAAAAGUUUCCUCCCUGGCGCCACUUCUUUGUUUUUAAUAUUAAAAAACACAUUUAUUUUCAAUGUCUUCCUGGCCCCAAGAUAUAUGCUGAGAAACACUGUUCUCACUUAUGAAUUGAUUAAUAUAGCAGUCUUAUGGACAUUGUCCAAUUUCAGUAGUCCUGCGGCUAUUUGAAUGAGUAAAUGGGGGUUUAAAAAAACAUUGUGAUUAAACAAUUCACUUAUGUCUGCCAAUGUAAAAUAAAUGCUUGCAUCUAUUCCUUUCAAGAGUCAUAUGUUGCUCUGAAGCCCAGGUUGCUGAGCAAAUCACUGCUUUAGGUUAACCUUAAACAAGGAUAUUUAAGCAGUGAUUGGCGACUUGACUGACAAUGUUAGAAUGUAAACAAGUUUACUUAAGUUAAUUUUUCAAUGGGUUCUGCUUUGAGGAAUCUAAUAGAGCAGAAAACAAAUCACUACAUUUUAUUUCACUUAUUUGAGCUCAUAUGUUAAUAUAUUGGAACAGAUCAUGGUUCAUAGGGAAAAAGAUGUAAGCAGCUAUGCUUUGCAGGCUUGUUUCCUCCUUUAUUUCAAACUAGCCAGGCUAGGCGAUCAGGUUUUGUUUAAUGUUGUAAAUAGCACAAAUGAGGACAAGCUAUGAGGCUCUGUAUGCGUCUGAGGUAAGAGAUAUUGAUGGUGCAACAUUGAAUAGUUAUCUGAUCACCACUAGUUGCAUGUUAAAUUUUUGUUUUAGGCUGGUUUUUUUGCCAUAUGUCAACUGAAGACUUUUUAAAAGUACCCUUUUAUCGAUUCAUUGUGGAUGUCUGUUCUUGCAACAGGUGUUACCAGUGGACAAAGCUGAGUGAUCCUAACUCAUUCAAUCUCAGCUCUAGAAAAAAUAUAACUCUAGAAGCAAGGCUCAUUAAUCCUGAGGUCCCGAGAGAGUGUCCAGAAAGCAAUACAUGCAGUCUUCCAUCUAGUCCUCUGAUGACCAGUACAUUAGAUCGCACAGAUAUUCAAAAAGAAAACGAGACUACACCAGAAGUAUAUAACAGAAUUUUUUAUAAAGAUUUUCUAAUAAAUAGAUGAAUUUCAGUAAAAAUUACAUUUGAGGUGAUUUAAAAAAGGUCUAAAAAGACUAAGUUCCACUUGGAUUUAUAAGAUAAGAUUUUUUAUUAAUCCAAAUAAAUAUCAAAUCCAUUUUAAGCAUAUUAAAUAAAAACAUAGACAGAAUCAGUAAUCAUCCUGAUAAAAAUAAUUUUACUGUAAGAUAUUUUAAAUAAUUUUUAAAACACAAAAAUUUGUCAUCACAUCUCACUCACUUCUAUAAUGAUUUAAACAAUUUUCUGAAAGUCCUGGCGGCACGCUGGCUAAUUUUAACAAAUUAGCCACAAAAGAUUUAUUAUAUUUUUCUGUCAUUACUUACUUUAAGGGAAAGCUAUUCCCCCCGAUGAUGCUGAUCCCAAGUAACUGAUUUAUGGUGUUAACUGAAUCCUCCAAAAUAUUUUUAGCUUUUCAAAUGCAUUUUUAUUUAUAUACUCCAUCAACCAUUGAUAGGUUUAGAGUUCUAUUACUUGCUUUCUUGACCAGACUAUUUAAUUGGUGUUUGCGAUACGAUCAAUUCCCUCGCCAGCAGGGGAUAAUGGUCAGUAGGCUUCCAACUUCCAUGGGACUCUUUUGUUUGUUAAUGCCUAGUAUUACAGGUUACUUACUAUCUGUAGGCUUUUUAUUUUACAACUUUUAUCCUAACAUAUACUUGGAUUGAGCAUUGUUAACAUUUUCAUUUGAUUAAUAUGAACUUGUCUAUAGAUUAUAACUUGAUCAUCAAACCAUUGUGUCAUAAAAAGUACAAGUAAUCAUGGUAAUUGUUUUUUUUUUUUAUUUAGGUAAUGCUUAGUCAAUCAAAAUCACCUUUGCCAACCAAGCAAACAAAAAAAAGAAAGCAUGAUGAAAAUACACCAACACUGAAUUCCAGGAGGCAGAAGGUAGCAAUGAGAGCACUAGCCACAGAGAAGACACCCCCAUCUAAACAGAAGCUGGUCCAGGCGUUUAACAUGGUCAGUUCUGAGUUGGCGAACCAGGGAGCUCAAGCACCAGGUCAUGAGGGCAGGAUAACUAGAUGUGUGGAUUUGUCUGCAAGAGGUUAGGCUUUUUACUAUUUAAAUUUUCUUUUUUUACUGUCUCUAAUUAUUUCUUUUAGUAACAUUCACGACAGCAUUAUUAAAUUAAGCUUUUUGUACAUCCCCAAGACUAAGUAUUUUAUGUCUUGUUUUUUGGAGACCUUUUGUGUUAGAAAUGUACUUCUGGCACAGCUAUGUCUUUUAAAAAAAUUAAUACUCUUAGUUAUAAUUACACCCUAAUGAAGAACUUAAUCCAUUAAAAAAAAUGUCAGCUCCAAAACCCAGUAACAGAUGGGGACACACUAUGACAUUUGUCAACAACAGACAGGCAGUACUAAUUGGUGGUCAAGGAGACAAACAGCUUAGUCGAGAUUCUAUCUGGUUCCUGGACCCAGGUACUUGUUUCCAUUUUCAUUUUUGAAGUUUAUUUUGAAUUAUCUGUAAAAGUUAUCUGAAAUUAUGAUUAGAAAAUAUUGUGGAAAUUGUUUUGAAUGGCAGAAACCAGUUGUAAUUAAAUGAUUGUGCUAUUUGAAAAAUGCAAUGUGAUUUCAUAAAUUCAUUUUAUUUCACAAAAUGCUGACCAGGAAAAUAUUUUGAAUCAGAGACAAAAAUUGAAAAAACCUUGCAGCAAAAUAUGAAUAGCUCAUAUUGUGCCCUAUUUUAAUAUGUAGUAAAGGCCAUCAUUUUUUGUCAUGACACUGUUGCUUCUCAUCAUGGUUUUCUGCUGAGCUUUAAAUAAAUUUGUCCUAAUGUGUGGAAAUAAUUAUAUCUGAAUUAAGUUUUUUUUAUGACACUAAGCUGGUGGAAGAAUCAGUGUUGAGUAUAAGCAUUUUUGCAUGACCUGUAAUCAAUUCCUUCUGUAAAAUCAUGCAUGUAGCAGACCUUAAGAUUUAGGCGUCCAGUGUACGAUUUUGGGGUGUAAACAUUAUAUAUACUUUGUUGAUUUUUUACUAUAAAUAUAAGGUAUUGAACGAUUGUCUGAUGAUAUUGUAAGAUUUAAGAGUUUGAGGGUAAACAGGUCUGAUAUAGUAUAUUAUAUUUUGUUUUUAAAAAAUAUUUAUUUUAAUUUUAUUUUAAACUUUUUAAAUUUAAGGAAUUUUUAAUGGUACCUUGAUUUCAAAUCUCAAAUGUUCUUUCAGAAAUGAGGACCUGGAAAUGUCCUGAAAUAAUUACAGAGGGAGCAAAACCAGAGUACAGAAUUGGUCAUAGUGCCACCUUUGACCCAACAAUGCGAUGCAUAUACAUCUAUGGUGGUUCCAAAAACACAAAGUGGUUUCAUGAUGUGCAUAUGUUUGAUCUCGAUGAAAAGAAAUGGAGCCUGGUCAAAGUUUGUGUUAAAAAAAAUAAUAAUUUAUGUAGAUUUACUUUAUAUUAAGUCUGGUUAAAAAAAGAAGAAACUUUCAUUAUUUUUUUUUUUUUUUUGCAAAUUGGUCAGGAAAUUUACAGUGAAAAUCAGGAUUGGCAUAGAUUUUAAAAAAAAAUAUCAAUAUUAUUUGAAUUUGGUUUGAUUUUUUUUUAAUUAAUUUGGUUUUUUUUAAAUGGAGCCUGGUCAAAGUUUGUGUUAAAAAAAAUAAUAAUUUAUGUAGAUUUACUUUAUAUUAAGUCUGGUUAAAAAAAGAAGAAACUUUCAUUAUUUUUUUUUUUUUUUGCAAAUUGGUCAGGAAAUUUACAGUGAAAAUCAGGAUUGGCAUAGAUUUUAAAAAAAAAUAUCAAUAUGCUUUGAAUUUGGUUUGAUUUUUUUUUAAUUAAUGUGGUUUUUGUUUUCAACUCAUAUAUCCUUUUGUCUUAUUUAAGUUGUUAUGUUACAAUCUCAUAUAUUUAACACCCCACAGGCUAAUGGCAAGGCACCUACCAGAGCCUACCAUAGUGCUACCUUGUAUAGACAUGAACUGUGGAUAUUUGGAGGUGUAUUCCCAAGACCUGAUCCUCAGCCUGACGGCUGUGACAAUGAAAUACACAUUUUCAGCCCAAUCAUGGAGAGCUGGUACAAACCUAUAGUGACUGGAGAUAAACCACAGCCUCGGUCUGGGUAAGUUCAUUGUUCUAUCUUUGCUUAAACUUAAAGAAAUGUGUAUGUUCUAGUACAGUGGAACCUCUCAUAACGUGCAUAAUUCGUUCCAGAAUCUUACUCGUUAAGUGAAACACUCGUUAAAUGAAACAAUUUUUCCCAUAAAAAUCAAUGUAAAAUACGAUAAUGCGUUCCAUGCUGAAAAUUUUUUCCUUUUUAACUAGAAAACUGUCUAAAGACAUUUGUUUUUGCAGACGCUUCAAAAUUUGAAGAAAAUGUAUCACAUCAUUAUCAUUGAAUUAAUUUGUAGCCCGAAUAGCCACCGCCUUAUUAGGGUGAUGCUUCUCAAUGUACCAUGCAACAGUUUCCCAUGCUUUCAGCAUUUCUCUUAUUGCGCGAGAAGAUUGUUGCUCUGCUACUUCCUCCUCCAUUAAUGAGCUCUCCUCCAUAAUUUCUUGCUGUGAAACAUGAUGCAACUCCAUAAGCUCUUCGGCGGUCAACUCUUGACUGUGCUCUUUUAAAAGUUCUUCAAUAUUGUUGUUGUCCACCUCGCGUCCCAUGAUAUUGGCCAAUGACACAAUCUCGUAAACUGUAGACUCCACAGGUACUGUUUCAAAAUCACAUUCAACAACACUCUCGGGCCAAAGUUUUUUCCAAGUAGAAGUGAGGGUCCUCUUGGUAACGCCUUCCCAAGCCUUGUCAAUCAUCUUGAGGCAAGCAACGAUUUGAAAAUUAUCUUUCCAAAACUCUAAGAGUGAGAUUUGUCUCUUCGGUAACUUCAAAACAAUGCUUGAAGAGUGUUUUAAUUUAGAGUUUUUUAAAGUUAGAAAUAGGCUGGAGUAAUGGAGUGGUGUUGGGAGGCAGAAACUGGAUUUUGAUGAAAUUAAAUUCUUCAUGAAUAUCAUCUUGUAGGCCUGGAGGAUGGGCGGGCGCAUUGUCCAUAACAAGCAAGACAGGGAGAGGAAGAUUCAUCUCAAGCAAAUAUUUUUUUACGGAAGGACCAAACACUUCAUUGAUCCAAUCAGUGAAAAUGUCACCCAGGCCUUCUUGUUGGAUCUCUACAUCACAUUUAGUCUGCUCUUCUGGACAUCUUAAAGGCUCAUGGUGUUUCUGAAUGGUAAACAAGCAGCGGCUUAAUUUUCAAAUCGCUGCUUGCAUUGGCACAAAAUAGCAGCGUUAGACGGAUUGGCUUGUGGCCUGGCAAUGCAUUCUCUUCUGCUGUUAUAUAGGUUCGCUUUGGCAUUUUUUUCCAGAAGAGACCCGUCUCGUCACAAUUAAAAACUUGUUGGGGCAGGUAACCCCCAAGAUCUUUGAGCUUCUUGAAGUCACUGAUGAAGUUCUCUGCUGCUUUUGUGUCAGAUCUUGCUGCUUCACCAUGCCUCACAACGCUGUGGAUGCCGGUUCUUCUCUUAAACUUCUCGAUCCAUCCAUGACUUCCCUUGAAUUGUAGUUCUUUUUCGGCAGUAGAUGAUUCUGGUGUUUUCUUAACGAGGUCAGCGAAAAUAAGUUUCACCUUCUCACAAAUAAUGUUUUCGUUAAUAGUGUCGCCUUGUAAUCGCUUCUCGUUUAUCCAUGGUAGAAGCGACCUCUCAACAUCAUCAAGAAUAUGUAACCUUUUCGUGGACAUUCUUGACACUCCCUUUAAAGCAUCCAUCUCCUUAAUUUGGUUUUUGUUCUUGAGAAUAGUGCAGAUCGUUGAUGUUGACAGAUUGUAUGUGCGCGCUAGAUUAGCCACGCUCACACCUUGUUCUCACUUUUCUAUGAUUUUUACGCUUCAUUUUAACAUAUUUUUCUCUCUUAUGAUUGCCUUGUUGUGUUUUUUUUCUUCAAAGACAUUUUUGCUCAGGUUAUUACACUAUGCACAUAAAAAAGUUACGAAUACUGUCUGAAUACAAAAUUUAUAAAAACUGGUGAUCACACAUGAAAACAAUGCGCUAACAUGCAGAGUGCUAAACACAGACUAAUGCAUCGGCGCGGAAGUUCCGGCUCACAAAUGAAUGUCGGGAAAAAGGGACUUUCCCUUUCUGCAUAACUCGUUAUGCGAAAUGUCACUCGUUAUGAGAGGUGCUCGUUAUGAGAGGUUCCACUGUAUAAAUCUGCAAGAGCUGCUGACGCCUUAUGUACCCAUUAGACAACUCCGCUCAUCCGAUAGUAGCAAACUCUCGACACCACGUGUUCGUCUUGAGACUUACGGAAAUCCCACUUUCGCAUUUGCUGGCCCAACAAUUUGGAACGCCCUUCCUGUCGAUAUUAGAAACAACCAGACACUGGAGUUCUUUAAAACCGAUUUAAAGACACAUCUAUUUCGCAAACACCUUCUGGGAUGAUUGUCUACCAUAUUUUCCAGUUAAUGCCUUUUGGCUGUGUUGCUUAGGGUGACUUGGUAUGCUUGGAAUUAGUUUUGUAGUGUUGCGUUUGUUUUAAAUGUGGUACAUUAUAGUUUUCUUUUUUUUUUGACUUUGAUCCGCGCUUCGAGCCUUUGGGGAUGAAGUGUGUUUUUUAAAUAAACUUUAUUAUUAUGAUUAUUAAAUAUUUAUCUUUUGGAUGUUUUUGUCAAUUAUUUUUUUGUGUGUGUCUGUGAUAAACAAUGCUACUAGAAACUUUCGUUUUGUCUGUCUCCCCUUUGUCAUGCUCAACAAGAUUUAAGAAUUUAAGAAUUUUAAAACUAGUUGCAAUAUUGAGUACACACCUAUAAAUCUUUAAUUUUAUAUUUAAAUAUACAUUGCAGUAUGCAGAUGAAAUAUAUUCUUGGAAUAAUAGAAUUUGAAUUGCAGCACAUUAAAAUCUAUUUUAAAAAGUUAACUUGUUAAACUGUUAUUUUUUGUUUACACCGUUACUAAAAUUUUUGUUAAUGUAGUCACUGAUUGAAAAAUUUUGUUUUGAUGAAUCUACUAUGAGAAUUAAAAAUAUAUAUAUUGAUUGCUUCUAGCUAUAUUUUAUUAGAAAAAUAUAUUUAUAUAUCUACAGACACUCUGCAACAUUGCUCAAUGACCAGCUUGUUAUUUUUGGAGGCUGGGAUUUUCCGUACUGCUACAAUGAUCUUUUUAUUUUGGACCUUAGUAAGUAUUUAAAUAGUGUCAUUUUACAAGACUUUACCACCAAUCUCCCUCUUUGUCAAUGCCAUCUACCUACGUGAUUCAUUUAUAUCGUUUAGUUUCAAAUUUCUCUUGCAAAAUUUAAAAUAAGUAUUAAUUACUAUUUGGUCUUGAAAGUUUACCUUUUUAUAUUUAUUUAUUUUUGCAUGUUGGGUGGUUUAUUUUCUGCACAAUUUGCCAUCUUAAUGAUAAAUAUUCAUACCAAAUUUAGAUUUCAAAAGAAAUUUAUGGAUAGCUUUUGAGUUUGUCUUUUUCUUAGCUGAAUUAGUCAAGGUUGUUUUGAAUUAUGAAGAGGUUUAACUUUAAUUUUGCUUAGUCUUAAUUAUUGUCACGGUCAGAUCGCUUCAUGUUGUUCUAGGUCUGGUUGUGAGUGAGUGAGUGUUGUUUUUUUUUCUUAAUUUUGUUCCCCUUUAAUUCCACAAAUUUUGUCAGCCACAUAUGACCGUGGCAGUGUGUUGAAUAAAAACAAAGUGAGGGAAAUAAAGAGUGUGUGAAAUGAUUGUUGUGUUGUAAGUGAUGUAGGGGUGAGCUUUUAUUUGGAUAUACUUAUUUUUUAUAAAUUUUCAACCCAGAUGCAUACCAAGAGAUUAAACACAGGAAUCUAAACGGUUUCACUGCAUUAUGUAAUUGAAUUCUCACAACACAUCAGCUCUUUAGGAGCUGGAAGAAAGGAGUUUUUAACUCUGAAAUUGUUCUGUGGCUAUAACGCAGGGGCCUGACCUUUAGAUGACAUACUAUGUGCCACAAUUAUUACAAUUUAACUUUUAAUAGAGUAAACAAUUACGUUAUAUUGCAAUCCACAUAGCCUGUUCACAUCUAACUAUUAUGUACCAUAUUUUUUAAUAAUGCUGGGAAUGGAUUGUCUUACAGUUAAAAACAUUAUUUAUAUUUAUUUCAGCAACUGUUGACUGGUCUUCACCCAAAGUCACUGGUCAGCCACCCAAGCCAAGAAGGUAAAAGGAUAUGUUAUUUAUCUUUCACAUUGUCAUUGAAAUUUAUUUUAGGUCACUGUAAUAAAUUGUUUUGAAUCUUAUUCAAAAAUACCUAUUUCUUUUACAAAUUGUAUAUAAUUUUGCUGAAUAAUAAAAAAAAAAAAGAUUUUUAACACAAUUGCAAUAUUCAUUGCCUUUGUAACUUAACAUUAAAAAUACCUAUUCUAUUUUAUUUCCAGCUGGCAUGCCUCAUGUGUGUUAACAAAUGACCGCAUCUUCAUCCAUGGGGGGUAUGAUGGUGAUAAUGCUCUCUUUGAUGGGCAUAUUUUUAAUUUAGGUAAAUAAGUUUCAUAACAUUUAUUGUAUGGAUAUUUAUUUAGGUCCGGAGUUUGACCCAUAACUGUAUUAUUGCUGAGGGAGCCAUUUAAAAAAUUUAAAUAUUGAUGUAUUUAGCUCUUUUCUACACUGCAAUCAUGUGCAAAAAUAAAAUGAUAAAAUUAUACGCCUUAAGUGUGGUUGGAAUAGUUUUUAAAUUUAAAAAAGGCAUAACAAAAUAUUUGUAUAUAAAAUGGGGAUUUGACUUCGAAUGUUCUACAAGAUGUUUCAAAAGAAAUUGACGAAAAGGAAAAACAAAAGAAAACCCAAACCAAUUUCAUUGUGACAUCAGUCCAUAAUUUAAUGUCACACUUGAUAAUUUUUGGGAUGUUAAUUACUGGGCACCUUGGGUGAUUGUGGAAACUAUGGGACUAAAAUAUUUAAACAACUGUUGGAAAAUUUUAACAUUAUGAAUAUAACUGGUUGCACAAAAAUAAGCAUUUAAAUAUUAUUUUAACAACCUGCUAUAAAGGUAUUUUUACUAACUGACUUAUAUUAAUAAUAAUAUAAUUAACAAAUGACUAUCAAAGCUCUUUAUUUUAAUACAGUGGUUAAUGAUUUUUCAGAAAAUAAAACCUGGCAACAGCUAGUUCUAGAAAAUGCUCCGUCUGCCAGAGCUGGACAUGGUUGCUUACGUUUACCUUCUAAUUAUGAGAACCAGGAGGAGGAUGAAAUUAUAGUCUUUGGUGGAGGUGACAAUGAUGGAAGCUAUUUCAGUGACAUGCUAUCAUUCUAUGUCCCAUUUAUGCCAAAAAUUGCACAAGUUUCAAUCUAAAUGAGGCCAUCUUAAAGUGUGUAAAAAAAAAUAUGUUUAAAAAGUUAUGUAAAUAUGAUAUGCUUAUUUUUAAAUGUUAUGUUUAGUCUCAGUUGUGGAUGUUUCUGUUGGUAAGAGGUUUCAGUUUGGCAGUUAAAUUCACACUGUAAUAAUAAUUUACGCUGCACAUAAUGUACACUUUAAUUGGUAUGAACACUUGGUACAAGAUGUACAUGUCAUUGGUUAACUCAUAACUAUAUGAAUACACGUCAGACAUAUUAGUUUCCCUUUCAAUCAUAAUUUUUCUAUUAUAAAAUUAAUAUUCUGUAUCUAAAGAGACAAUAAGUUAAUUGAGAUAUUGUUGCCAUUUGAUAUUUUGUUGCCUCUUCAUCAUUAUUAACAUACCCACAAUGGACACUUCUUUGAAUGGCAGCAUUUGUACAAAUAUUACUUUCUUUAUUCAUAUUAUUUAGUAGUUAUUUUAGAUUAAUAAUGUUUGUGCCCUUUAACAGUAUCUUGUUUGUCCUCCAAGACUAUAUAAUGACAUUGCACCUUAGGAUGGUCUUACCUUAAUUUUACUUAGUUCCAUUCCUUCUGGGUGUACUUCAUUUAUAAUACCGGUACUUAAAGACUGAUAGGUAAGAAUAAGUAGUGACAGCACUGGCUUUAACCAUUUUUGGUAAAUUUCAUAUGCUUUUAAAAUCUUUUCUCUUUAUGUACUCUCUUUACAUUGUAAUGUCUUGGUUUGGGGGUGUAGGGGGCACAAAAAUGUUGGGAGACUGAUCUACCAAUCUUGUUAACAUCUAUUGUGCAAUAAGCACUUGCAAUAAUACGUGACCACUUUUGCCCCUAAAAAAAUCCAUUCAUGUCUGGUUUUUAACAUCAGUCAGCUAUUGAUAGAGAGUGCCUACCAACUUAAUGCAUUAUACAGCAUUUAAAAAAAAAAGAUACUUAUAAAAUACCCAAAAAAUACAUUUACUACCAGGUAUUGGUUUAUUAUUUUAUUAUUUUUUACCCCCUAUUUAUUAGAUUAUAAAAAUAAUUUGAUCCGGUUUCCAUUAAACAUCCUUAACCACGUGAUGUUUGUGGAGCAACAGAUAUUGGAGGAUGAAAGUAUGGG